Messenger RNA from Cladophialophora immunda, 1295 nucleotides. RefSeq lists its product as uncharacterized. The record is from RefSeq and is a predicted model, not a curated record. Lineage: Eukaryota; Fungi; Ascomycota; Eurotiomycetes; Chaetothyriales; Herpotrichiellaceae. Gene Ontology annotation, biological process: biosynthetic process. Gene Ontology annotation, molecular function: acyltransferase activity, transferring groups other than amino-acyl groups. Bases 84 to 1166 code for a protein of 360 amino acids. The transcript is spliced from 2 exons.
GUUCACUCAUCUGACCCUGCGUUGAGGGCAACAGGAGAUCAAACCGAGACAUCCAUCGCCAUUCUCCUCUCUGAGAAGUUGCAAUGCCUGCAGACUACGAGACAUACGAACUGGGCGACUUCGCUCUGCAAAGCGGCGCCACCAUUCCCAAGGCGUGGAUAGCAUACAAGACCUUUGGCUCGUCCAGCAACCCCGCCGUCCUCUACCCAUCCUGGUACUCGGGCCUCAUCUCCGACAACGAGUGGCUGAUUGGCGCCGACAAGACCCUCAACGCGGACAAAUACUUCAUCAUUAUCACCGCCCUCUUUGGCAACGGCCAGUCCAUCAGCCCUUCCAACUCGGAUGUCGUGCCGUUCCCGGAUGUCACUUUCUACGACAAUGUCAAAGCCCAACAUCGCCUGCUCACAGAGAAGCUUGGGGUCCAGCAUCUGAGGGCCGUGCUCGGCUGGAGCAUGGGCGCCGCCCAGUCGUUCCAGUGGGCCACCCAGUAUCCCGACUUCGUGGACAUUGCCGUGCCCUUCUGCGGCAGCGCAAAGACCUCGAUCCACAACCAGGUGUUUUUGGAAGGCGUCAAAUCCGCCCUGCUGGCAGGCAAAGGGCUCAGUUCCGCGGGGAGUACCUUUGGCAGGGUCGAGAAUGCUCAGGACACCGCCUCCGUGAAAUCAAACCGCCAGUGGACCGAUCACGAGAAGGCAACCGGUCUCAAGGCCUUCGGGAGAGGAUACGCUGGCUGGGGCUUCUCGCAGGCCUUUUACCGCGCAAAGCUUCACGAAUCGGCCUACGGUGCCAAAGACCUGGAGGAUUUCAUGGUAAACUUCUGGGAGACUUGGGCUCAGUCCAAGGAUCCCGAGAAUCUGUUGGUCAUGCUGUACACCUGGCAGGCUGGAGACGUCAGCAAGCAAGAACCUUAUAAUGGAGACUUUGAGGCGGCCAUGAGGGCGAUCAAGGCGAAGACCUUGGUUCUGCCCAGCAAGACGGAUCUGUACUUCCCACCCGAUGAUUCCGAGUAUGAAGUCAAAAACAUGGCUCCGGGUGUUGGUCAGCUGGAUGUCUAUCCAAGCAUCUGGGGACAUUGGGCCGGUGGACCACCAGGGAACAUGGAGGACGUCAAGUGGCUGGAUGAGCGCCUGGCUAAACUUUUCGCGGAGGCGCCCAAAAAUGGGUGAGCGAGACUUGUACGGGAAUGAUGGGGAAAAGCUUCACACGUGAAAUGUCGUUAACAGUUUGAGUCGGUCCGCCUGCACAGCAGCUUCAGCCUCCUGUGGAGAGAUCCAGCGGUACAAUCUUGAAUCGAG